AUGGAAUAAGAGGAUUUAGGUGAAGCUGAAUUGCAGCUAAAGCAAGGAAUAGACUUUUAAAACUAGGAAAUGAUGGAUGAAGCAGUGUAAUGCUAUUUAAAAGCAAUAGAAAUAAAUCCAAAUAUGUUUGAAGCUCAUAAGAGGCUAGGACAGGUCUAUGAACUAAAAAAAAUACCAAAUUAGGCUUUAAUAAGCUACAACUUAGCAUUAAAAAUUGAUUAAAACGAAAAAUAAAUUCACUACAGGAUAGGUUGUAUUUAUUUAAGUUAAAGUAUAGUAGGUUAAGCACUGAUAUGUUUCAAGAGAGCUAUUGAAAUAGACCCUAAUUAUUCAGAAGUUUAUGAAUCUCUAGCUACUAUAAAAGAUGCUGAAAAUUCAAAAGAUGUUAUUAAAUAUUUCAAGUAAAUUAUUGAAGUAAAUCCAAAUAAUUAUUAUCCCUAUUACAGCUUAGCAUAUUUGUAUCUUAAUUUAAAUAUGAUUGAUGAAUCCCUUUAAUGCCUUAAUAAAGUUUUAGAUAUAAAUCCUAAUAAUGUUGAUGCCUAUGAAAGGUUAAGUUAAGUAUAUUUAAAGUAAAAUAAUAAAGAUGAAUCAAUUAGGGUAUUGAAAUUGGCUAUCUAAAUUGAUCCUAACUACAAGAAAGCUUAUUUAAGCAUGGGCUAGAUAUGUAAAUAAUAUAAAAUGAAUGAAGAAGCUAUUUUAUAUUUGAAAAAAGGGUUAUAAUUAGAUCCAACAUCUUCUAAACUGCUCUUUCUUUUAGGUUAGGUCUAUGAAAAUGUUAAAAGUUUUGAUUAGGCAAUUGAAUGCUUUAAAAAAAUAUUAGAAAUUAAACCUAAUUCUACUAAGAGUUUAAUGAGUAUAGCAAAAAUAUGUUUCACAUAAUAAAAGUUUGAUGAGGCCAUUGAAAACAUCUAAAAAGCUUUAUAAAUUGAGCCAAAAAAUGCAGAAACUUUAGAAAGGCUAGGAUAUAUUUACUAGCAUUUAAAAAAAUACGAUGAUGCUUUAUUUUGGUACAAUAAAUCCUUAGAAGUAAAACCAAACUAUUACUUUCCACUUUUUAAUAAAGGGAUUAUCUAUUUUGCUCAAAAAAAGCUAGAUGAAGCUAUUUUAGAAUUAUAAAAAGUAAUUAAAAUAAAACCAGAUUAUAUUUAUGCACAUUAUAAUCUAGGUCUUAUUUAUGAGCAGAAACAAAUGAUGAAUGAAGCUAUUAAUUGCCAAAAAAAAGCAGUUGAUUUAAAUCCAAAACAUAAGGAUAGUCUGAUCAGAUUAGCUGUCAUUCAUACUUAAUUGAAAAUGUUUGAUUAAGCAAUUGAAUACUACUAGAAAGUAAUCUAAUUAAAUCCAAAUAAUACUGAUGUCUAAAAUAAUUUAGGAAUUCUUUUCGAACAAAGUAACAAGUUGGAUGAAGCUAUUAAUUGUUAUAUGAAAAACAUUAAAAUUAAUCCAAAUGAUUCAAAAACAUAUUUUAAUUUAGGUAUUGUUUAUGAAAAGAAAAAAUCAAUAGAUGAAGCUAUGGUUUGCUUUAAAAAAGCAUUAGAAAUAAACCCAUCAUUCUUACAAGCUUAAAUUAGUUUAGGAAACGCUUAUAGUAGCAAGAAAAUGGUUGAUGAAGCUAUUUUAUGUUUUAAGAAAUCAAUAUAGUUAGAUCCGAAUAGCUUUAAUGCUUAUAACUCCUUAGGGUUGAUUUAUUAUGAUACAUAAAUGAUGGAUUAAGCUUUUGAGUGCUUUUAAAAAGCUCUUGAUAUUAAUCCUAACUAUUUUUUUGCCCAUUUCAAUUUAGGACUUGUAUAUGAAAAUAGAAACUAGUAGGAAGAAGCUCUUAAGCAUUAUUAGUAAGCUAUUUAAAGCAAUCCAAAUCAAGCUAAUGCCCUAUUAAAAGCAUCUGAUCUUUAUAUCUAAAAUAAAAAUUUUGAUAAAGCUCUAUAGUGUUAUUAAUAAUUAAUCAAGAUAGAUUCAAAAAAAUCUUAAUAUCAUUAUAAAUUAGGUUAUUUAUAUUAUAUCUAGAAAAUAAAAGACAAAGCUAUUUUGAGUCUGAAAUAGGCUGUAAAACUUGAUCCUAAUUAUUACCAAGCAUACGAGCAAUUAGGACUUAUCUAAUAAGAAAAUAAAAUGUUUGAAGAAAGCAUUCUUUAUUUUAAAAAAGUUAUUGAAAUAAAUCCUAUGUUUUUAAAUGCAUAUGAUUCACUAGCAUGUGUUUAUUAAGAAAUGAAAAUGUCAAACGAAGCUUUGAUUUAUUAUUAAAAAGCGUUAGAUAUUAAUCCUAAAUUAGAGAAUACCCAUUUUAAAUUAGGUAUUUUGUAUCAAGAGAAAAAAAUGUUAGAUGAAGCUAUUUUGUGCUACUAAAAAGCAAUAGAAAUAAAUCCAAAAAAUGCCAAUGCAUACAAUAAUUUAGGAAUCAUAUUUGAAUAAAAAAACAUGAUAGAUUAAGCUUUUGAUUGCUACACUAAGGCUCUUGAAAUAGAUUAAAGUUAUGUAAAAGCUCAUAACAAUAUAGGACUUUUAUACUAUGAUUUAAAACAAAUGGACAAAGCGCACUAAUGUUUUAAAUUAUCUAUAGAAUUAGAUCCAAAUUAUGAAGAUUCCCAUUAUAAUUAAGGUUUAGUCUAUGAGUUUUAAGGACAUAUAACUGAAGCUAUGGAAAGUUAUAAAAGGGCAAUUUAAAUAAAUCCUAAAUAUACUAAAGCAUACAGUAGAUUGGCUUGCAUAUAUUCAGAUUUAGAAAUGAUGAUUGAGGCUAUUUCAUGUUAUUUAUAAUUAAUAGAACUUGAGCCAGAAAAUAUCGAUGCUAUGAAUUAUGUAGGAAUAAUUUAUUCAUAAAGAAAUUAGCCUAAUACUGCAAUUUAGCUAUUUCAAAGAGCACUUCUUAUUAAUCCUGAACACAUAAAUUCACUCUAUAACUUAGGUAACACCUAUGAAGAUAAAGAGCAGCUAGAUGAGGCUAUCUCUUAUUACUAACGAAUAAUUCAAAUAGACCCUUAAAAUGUUAAGGCAAUUAAUAAAAUAGGAAAUAUAUACAUUAAAAAGUAAAUGGAUUAAGAAGCUCUUACAUAAUAUAAAAAAGCAUUAUCAAUAGAUAAAAACUUCGUUUAAACUUAUUAUAAUAUUGCAGCAUAUUAUGAAAUUUAAUAAAAGCUUAACAAAUCAAUUUAGUUUUAUAAAAAAGCUGUAGAAAUUGAUCCUGAAUAUAUUGGUAUUUAUUUCAACUUAGGUGCAGUUUAUGAUGAAAGAAAUGUACUAGAUAAAGCACUUUCUUACUAUAAAAAAAUUUUUAAAUUAGAUGGAGAUGGACAAGAUGAUGAAUUAAAACAAUAAAUAAAAUAAAUUAAAUCUUUAAUAUGA
Molecule: messenger RNA, 3336 nt
Organism: Tetrahymena thermophila SB210
Lineage: Eukaryota; Ciliophora; Oligohymenophorea; Hymenostomatida; Tetrahymenidae
Product: tetratricopeptide repeat protein
Exons: 1
Molecular function (GO): protein binding
Source: RefSeq, a predicted model, not a curated record